AUGGAUUCUGAUGCCAGUCUGAUAUCGAGCCAGCCGUCGUCCCCGGAUCUGUUCCUGUCGGACGAGCCGACCUCGGGCUUCUCGGGCACGGUCUCCUCCACACAGAGCGAGUGCGGCCGAGGGGCGCAAGGCCGGCCCAGGGAGCCGCUCCGGGCCAAGGACAAGAAGCAGAUGAGCGAGUCCGAGCUGCAGCAGCUCCGGCUGAAGAUCAACAGCCGGGAGCGCAAGAGGAUGCACGACCUGAACAUCGCCAUGGACGGUCUCCGGGAGGUCAUGCCGUACGCCCACGGCCCCUCGGUGCGGAAACUCUCCAAGAUCGCCACGCUGCUGCUGGCCAGGAACUACAUCCUGAUGCUGACCAGCUCCCUGGAGGAGAUGAAGCGGCUGCUGGGCGAGAUCUACGGCGGCGGUCACCACAGCAGCUUCCACCCGUCCCCAGCUUGCCAAGCCGGCCCGGCCCUGCCGCCUUCCCACGGCCCUCACCCUCUCCCGCACCCGGCUAUGGUCCCGGCCGUCAGCUCGGCCCCUCUAGCCGGGGCCAGCCUAUCCCCGGCCGUCGCCGCCGGCGUCCGCGGCCCGGGCAGCCUGCUGAAGACGGCGGGAGCCGCCGCCUCGGGUUUCCAGCAGUGGGCUGGCAUGCCGUGCCCGUGCACAAUGUGCCAGGUGCCGCCGCCUCCUCAUGUGCCCAGCGCUGCCAUGACCCGGUUACCCUCAGACAGCAAGUGA
Messenger RNA from Hemiscyllium ocellatum (epaulette shark), 726 nucleotides. Its product is annotated as oligodendrocyte transcription factor 2-like. Lineage: Eukaryota; Metazoa; Chordata; Chondrichthyes; Orectolobiformes; Hemiscylliidae. Gene Ontology annotation, biological process: myelination; neuron differentiation; regulation of DNA-templated transcription. The record is from RefSeq and is a predicted model, not a curated record. The transcript has a single exon. Gene Ontology annotation, molecular function: DNA-binding transcription factor activity; protein dimerization activity. The coding region runs from base 1 to 726 and encodes 241 amino acids.